Rhinichthys klamathensis goyatoka is the source of this 1325-nucleotide messenger RNA. It is a transcript of the gene tspan15, whose product is annotated as tetraspanin 15. The coding region runs from base 95 to 979 and encodes 294 amino acids. The record is from RefSeq and is a predicted model, not a curated record. NCBI's taxonomy places the organism in Eukaryota, Metazoa, Chordata, Actinopteri, Cypriniformes, Leuciscidae. The transcript is spliced from 8 exons. Gene Ontology annotation, cellular component: membrane.
GACAAUGGAGCGCGUGCUCUGCUCGCUCAGGUAGACGAUACAACCAGGAAGUGUUUACGGGAACGUAUUCCGUGCCAUUUUUACGUUUUUUAACAUGUCAAAAGAAGUCCGAUAUUGCGAUAGGUGCUCGUACAUCUUUCUGAAGUUCUCGUUAAUCGUAUAUGCAACAAUUUUCUGGUUGAUAGGGGGCUUUAUUUUGGCCAUCGGCAUCUAUGCAGAGGUGGAGAGGCAACGGUACAAAACGCUGGAAGGAGUGUUCCUGGCUCCCGCCAUUAUCCUCAUUGUGCUCGGUGUGGUCAUGUUCAUCGUUUCCUUCAUCGGGGUUCUGGCGUCUCUCAGAGACAACUUGUGUCUUCUCAAAGUGUUUCUUUACAUGCUCGCUCUCUGUCUCAUUUUGGAGCUCGUUGGUGGGAUUGUUGCUCUGAUCUUUAGGACCCAGACAGUGGAACUUCUCAACAAAAACAUUCGUAGAGGCAUGGUGAAUUACUAUGAUGACCUUGAUUUCAAAAACAUCCUGGACUUUGUUCAGAAUACGUUCAAAUGUUGUGGGGGAAACGAGUACACGGACUGGGAGGUGAACAUGUAUCAUAAUUGCUCUGCUCCUGGUCCGCUAGCGUGUGGAGUGCCAUACACCUGCUGUAUUAACAAGCCUUCUGAAGUUGUUAAUACGAUGUGUGGAUACAAGACCCUGCAUAACCAGAGGCUAGAAAAUGUAGAGGUCAUCUACAUCCGCGGUUGCACUGAUGCAGUCUUUAUUUGGUUCGUGGACAACUAUACAAUCAUGGCUGGUGUUCUUCUGGGCAUCCUACUACCUCAGUUUUUUGGAGUGCUCUUUACCUGGCUUUAUAUCACCCGUGUGGAAGAUGCCAUCGAGGAAUACGGUCACUAUAUGGAUGGUCUGCUGGACGAAAAAACCCUGGAGACCGAGAGGCAAAGCAAGCUGGCCAAAUGCUGCAGAUGUAUGCCUUUGAUGGACUGAGUGACCACUCCUAACAUUAAGCCUUAUUUUGGAUACUACAUAAAGGAUUUAUGCAGGUACUAUCACCUGCUGUGGAUGAAUAUAACGGUUUGUAGCACACAACUGGGCUGUUACUGUUGUAAUAUCAGCCAAAGAUACACUGAUGCAAGCAAGUCAUAUUUGUACUGUCAAUAUUGUUUUCACAGUUACUCUCAGGAUUUAUUAUUUAUCCUGUCAGCUGAAAAUGGGUAGUUUAUGUGUCAAAAUUAACUGAUGCUUGGACUGACCUUCCAUCUCAGGUUCUUUCUACUAAAUCACACCUGAAUCGUUGACCGAAGAUGCUAUAUUUUCAUCAGGUUGACUGAGU